AGGUAAGCAGUGACUCUGUUGUUGCGCAAAGCAACAUUGCCUUUAUUGCAAAUUUUUUAGUCAUUCGGUGUAUGGGACUAGGUAGUGUCUUUUUCUGAAAAACUCUCAGUCUGUUUGUAUCUACAGGUUUCUCCGUGACACGUGAAGAAUAACUACAAAAAGCCUCUAGAUUAAAAAUUGGCAUAGAUUAAAAUUUUAAGUAAAUAAUAUAUACUGAACUUUCUUUAAAAAAUUUCAUCUCUAAGUUUAAAAACCCCUCUGGAAGAUUGAAAUGUUUUACAUGGAUUUUCUCAAGUGAAAAUAGUGGCAGCAGGCCUUCCUGAGAAAAGAUUAGCGAUAUGAGGAGUUGUUUGUGAAGUUAUUCGAAAUAUGAUAUCUAGCUUCGCAUCUCAAUAGGAAAAUUGUAUAGGAAAGUCGAUCAACGAUAUGUGAUUUGCCUAGAUAAUGACCGUUAGAAAAUCGAUGAUAACGAUGCCAUAUAGAUUUUGCCAAAACAAAGGAUUAUCGGGAGACGGUAUGGUUUUUGCACUACCCUGAAAGACCCCUGGAAAGUUUUCCUCAUUUCCAGUGAAAUUUCGUGUGGCAAGGACCAGAGAAGCGUUCGCCCUGCAAUCGAAGGAUUUGAAAAUGAAAUUAAUCCCGAGGAAAUCAAGAAUCAUAUUGAUAACUGUGAUAAUAGGGGAAUAAAUAAGUUUUGUAGCUAGAUAUAAGGUCAAGGGAAAAUUAAAUUCUCAAAGCAAAAGAUUUUGAAAAAGCUCUUUUGUUUUGAAAAUAAUAGGAGGGCCAUGAUGUAUAAAAAAUGAGUUUCAAUUUGAGAUUGUGUAUCAGUGACAUACUAUUGUAUUUUUUCAUCAUCAUGAUUUAUGCUUUUUUAUUUAUAGACUGUCAUUUCUUUUCAGUUCCUGUUUCAUUGCCUGAGCUUGAACAUUGGAGGAUAGUCAAAAAUGGCACUAGUUCUUCAGUUCGCAAUAAUGUUAUAACACCAUUUGUCACUACAAAUCCAGCCAAACAAGUAACCCUCAGAAUAACUUAUACUUUGAAUUGCUGUUUAGCCAAAUUGUCCAUUGGUGUCUAUGUCCUUUUGGGCUCAGGUAAAAUAUUUCGGCCCAGUGCUCAAAGCUUCAAGUACAUUUCUGCUUUAAAGAAUACCUCAUCAAUGAAUCCUUCAUCUAGAGCACAGUUUACAUCAGCUAUUACCGUUGGAAUGGAAGGAAGGACUGGACUUUUUAUUGCUUUCAGAGAUCAAGGAAUUUGCGGAAGGCUUGAUUCAUUUCAACUCAGUUACAUAGAAUGUCCAAGCUCAGCUGGGGAAUUAAUGUCAUUUCCACUUAGAACUGCAGCUCCAAACAGCACAGUUUCAGUCCUAAAGGUGACUGGAACAUGUGUUUCCAAUGCUGAUGUUCAAAUUUCAGAAGCAGCUAAUUACAUGUUUUGUUACACAAAUGGUUCCACCAAGGUGAAUGGUGGCUGUCAUUGCAUAGCUGGGUAUGAAAAUCAUGUCUUUGCCAAAUGUAAUGAAUGUCCCGCAAAGAGUUUCAAAAGUGCUGCUGGUAACUUUAAUUGUACCAGAUGUGGUGCAAAUGUUGAGGACGGACUGAAGCCAAGGACAACACCUUGUAAAUGCAACAAUGGAUAUUACAGACCACUUUUAUAUCAAAAUGUUCCAAUUGUUGACUGUGAAGCGCCACCAUCUGCUCCAAAUAACGUUAAGGCCACACAGAUUGGAUCAAAGUGGAUCUUAUUAGAAUGGACGGUCCCCAUGAACCAAGGGACUGGAGACAAACUGAAAUACAUGAUAAGAGCAAGCUGUACUAAAUGUAAAAUUCCACCGGACUUUACAACAUCUAACCUUCUUUUCAAUGUGACUGGGCUGAGCGCCUACACACGAUAUGACGUCAGAGUCUAUUCUAUCAACAAUGUCACUGCUGCCAUCGGCUUCGACAAGGCUAAGUACAACAGCACUUCAGUUUUGACUGGAUCAGGAUUGCCUUCGGAGGUUCAGAAUCUUGCCAAAAGGACAAACUCUGAUGCAUCAGUGACAAUUUUAUGGAACGAGCCAUUGACCAAGGGCGGUGAUGAUCUGCGAUAUUUUAUCACUGUUAAUGAUGAAAAGGGAAUGUUUACCACCAAAAUGAAAUACACUGUUAAGCAAGAUCUAGAAACGAAGAAGUAUACUGUGUCUAUAAAGGCACACACGAGCACUGGUUUUUCCAAAGAAGAAGUUAUCAGAUUUGAAAUUAAAGGGAAAGGUAUUUCACUGACUUUGGUCAUUGCUGUCGUAGUCACAUUGUUUGUCUUACUCUUGAUUGCUGGCGCUUUCAUUGUAUACUUCUACCGAAGGCGACAUCCAAAGCAUCUCCAAACUGUUCGACUUGAAAACGGGGAAGUGAUUCUACCAAGUGGGAAAGGCGUUCAGAAUUUUGUUAAUCUGACCUAUCAAGAUUUUGAGGACGUUGUGCAACAGUUUGCUAACGAAUUGGACCGCGGCUGGAUCAAGCUAGAUCGUUUGAUUGGUGGAGGUGAAUUUGGUGAUGUGUACUAUGGAAAAACCUUCCGGAAAGGAACUAUGGAAAAACCUUCCGAAAAAGCACAAAUUGUUGCCGUCAAGACACUCAAGUCAAAUGCAAAUAAAAAAGCAAGAGAUGACUUUUUGGGAGAGGCAGCAUAUAUGGGACAAUUUGAUGACCCAAAUGUCAUACAUCUCGAGGGUGUGGUCGUUAAAGACCUUCCCAUAUUGAUUGUCAUGGAAUUCAUGAGCAAUGGAUCGCUUCAAUCCUUUCUACAAAAAAACGAUGAUCAAUUUACUCCACUCCAGUUACUAGGAAUGGCAAGGGGUGUGGCUUCUGGAAUGACGUAUCUGUCUGAAAAGAGCUACAUCCACAGGGAUUUGGCAGCCAGAAAUAUUUUAGUAAAUGAUGACAUGGUUUGCAAGGUUGCUGAUUUUGGAAUGAGCAGAGAAUUGAGCAAGGAUGAUACAUAUGACACAACGGGUGGUAAGAUCCCUGUCAAAUGGACAGCACCGGAAGCAGUCCAACUUAAGAAAUUCACUAUUGCUUCGGAUGUUUGGAGUUAUGGUAUCCUGCUUUGGGAGGUAAUGUGUUACGGAGAAAGGCCAUAUUGGAACUGGGGCAAUAAUGAGGUGCUUGAACGUCUGGCUUCUGGCUUUAGACUCCCUCCGCCAAUGAGCUGCCCUAAAGUUGUACAUGAUCUCAUGUUAUCUUGCUGGCACAAAGAUCGCGUGAAAAGACCCAAAUUUAAGGACAUUCGUGGCACGAUUGAUAAGUGGAUCCAGAGUCCGGAGUUGCUGAAACACGAGGAAUCGGUUGUGACAAGGCGAUAUGUUACAAGAUCUGACUUCUAAUGUCAUGGAGGUAUCUUGAAGUGAUAACAAAAAGAAAUUGGCCAAAGUGUGUCCAUAGAAAUCACAAAGUGACAACUUUCCAACAGAGAAUUCAUUCCGUAUUGAUACACAAUGAAUCCUUGCGUCCUAGAAAAUGUGCGGCUCUCGAAUUUAGGUGGCUCUGGUACCCGGGAUACUUUUUGCUUGCAUACUCAGGCUAUUUCUUCUAAGCAAUGAUGAUUUUAUUUCUCUUUCGAAAAGGUUGCAGUUGUUAACUUUGGUGACUUGUAGACAGUUCUGCCCUGGUCGUGUCGCUUGCUUCUCUAUAUCUUAUUCUACUUUCACUAAGAUCUAUUUAUGGUUUAAAGAGAGCUGAAAAUUUCAAUUCUCUCUGAGUUUCCUCUCAAUUCAAAAUUCCUUUCUCUAGUUCCUUUAAAUGCAUUUGUGUUCUGUUUCCUUUCGGCUGCCGUUAAUCAUGCAUGUUUUGCCAUUGCGAAUUCCAAGACUUCCUGGACUGUAUAUUGCACCAUCGCAGACGUGAUUUUGAUUUAUUACAACCAUUUGGAUAUGCAAAUCUUCCAAACAACGAUCGAAUGCUGAUUUUUUGUAUGGUGAUAAAAACUUUUUUGACGAAUUCAAUAGAAAUUUACUUCUCCUCACUCUCCAAUUCAUUCAUAAAUCUGACCGAUUUGAUUAAACCAACUUCAUUGUAGACCAGCAAACGCAGCCAUUUGGUCCUAUUUGAAGUAAAGUCCCGUUUGGCCCUAUUCUGUUUUGUUUUAACUUUUUAUUUUCGCAAACUGUUUGAGACAGUCAAUUGUAGUUUUAUGUAAUGGUCCUGCAGUAAUCACAGCCUUCUGCUUCCUAUAGUGGCGUUCCCUGUAUUGUAGUAAAGUAAUUUUUGGUAGUAGCGUAGUUUGUAGUAUGUAUUGUAACUUUUUAGUGGAACCUGAUAAAAAUUGUGUCAUCAAUGCUACCAGCCCUCAUUUCGACAUGUUUUACACUUAGACUGCAAAGAUAAAUCCGUAUUUCUUUUAUUUAUUAAAUGAGAGAAUUACCAUGCAAAAGAAGUUAAUGGAUAAACUGAAUACGCUAACGUUACAUAGAAUGACUUUGGCAAUCUCUUGUUCUUACAGGCACCGGGGAGCAGAAGGGGGAGGCUUUGCUAUCUUUUGGCCCCCCCUCUUUUUUCAACGCUCUGCGGUGCCUGUUUUAGGGAGAAAUGUUUGUUUUUCUUCGUUCUUUAAAUUUUUAAAGUCCUGAUUUUUAAAGAUACUGAUUUUUUCAUAAAAUUCAGUUUCUUUAAAGAAAUUUUGAAGAUGGCCAACGAAGCAACUUAGAAACGUGAAGAAGGAAAUUCCUUGACUUUUUUGACUGUUGCUCUCGUUUCGAUAGUUCUCAACCCUUUUUAUAAUUGAAAGGCCCGUAUAGCUUCGCUCACUUUUUCAUUAGAACUUAUAAUAAGAACAAGAAGAUAUGCAAGAAAAUGUUCUCUCCAGAAACAUCUUUACGAUAAAUUUGAACGAAAAUAAUAAUGGUAAAAAUUGAUACUACUUUACUAAAAUUGGUUGGCUACUGUUUGCCAUUAACAAGGGGGCUCAGCCCCCCGAGCCCCCAUAACACUACACCCCUGAUCUGUUGUGUAUAUCAAAUCGUUCAAAAUGUUAACUGACUUAGAACUACUUAUAGGAAAUUCUUUAUUGACGAAAAGUCAAGAGCAUAGUUAAAAUUUCCAAGUAAAGAAUUCCUCCAACUAAACAAAAACUGGCUUGCGAAGAGAGGGCUGAGCCCCAAGAGUCCCCCUUCAUGGCACCCCUGCUUUUUCUGUGGAGUCUUUUUAUGAGCAUACAUCUAUUGUUAACGUAAGGCUUCUUGGACUUUUUCUUGCUUAGUUAGAUACUUCAACUGUAUACUGGAUUGGUAAGGGAUAUAUUGCAGAUUUUGUAAAAAAUAAUAUUUAUACUUCUUGUAGUUCGGUAUCGGUUCAAAAUAAUAAGAAUUUUGAACUAAAUGUCAUAUUUUUCACGUGCCAUAUCUGAAUUAACUGAUUUUCGCCAUUUGUUGGUAUGAUAAUACUAUAAUAUUUUUAUUUUAAAUCAAAUCAAAUAGAAUUAAAUGUUGUACUAAUCGGUGAUUCGGUUGUGUUCCUUCUGGCUACAUUCUUUUCCUUAUGUUAGAAUAUUGUUUAUAAGAAUAUUAGGGUCCAGAAUCAUCCCAUUUUUUAGAAUAUCAUAAAAAUAUUGCUCAAUCUCAGCUCCCAUUUUUAUCCUUCAUUCUUCAGCUGCCUGUUUUGUGAUGUUGAUGACAGAGAAUUGCAUGACUCGCAUAUCUCAUUUUCUUCAUAAACCGUGGUUUCUAUGCAGGUAUG
Rhopilema esculentum is the source of this 5708-nucleotide messenger RNA. The record is from RefSeq and is a predicted model, not a curated record. NCBI's taxonomy places the organism in Eukaryota, Metazoa, Cnidaria, Scyphozoa, Rhizostomeae, Rhizostomatidae.